This is a messenger RNA of Ruditapes philippinarum (Manila clam), 3747 nucleotides long. RefSeq lists its product as uncharacterized. The record is from RefSeq and is a predicted model, not a curated record. The transcript has 2 exons. Bases 443 to 2410 code for a protein of 655 amino acids. NCBI's taxonomy places the organism in Eukaryota, Metazoa, Mollusca, Bivalvia, Venerida, Veneridae.
AGUUUAAAGUUCAUACCAGACAAAACAAAUCUGCUCUUUAUUACAUAAAAACAACCUCGGAACAGCUUUAUUUUCAAAACGUAUGACGGAUAUAAUACCAUUUAUAUUAAAGUAGCGAGCAUUAUGUAAUUGUAGUAAUUUUUACUUUAUAGUUAAUGUAUAUGGUUUUGUUGUGCUACUUUAGAGAGACAAAUUUUUAUGCACGAUAUGUUCCGGGUUUCAUAUGUUUAAGUCGUCAUUUAACAUAUGUGUUACAUAUACAUGUAAUUGCCUCUGAUCUUUUUGGGGAAUUUUCAAUGAUUUAAAAAGUUAUUUUCGUCAUAACUUCUACGCAUACAGUUUAGAUGUUAUUCUUAAAAGGGUUUGACUAUGUAAAAGGAUAAUUUGUGAGAUGGAAGUUUGACUGUUUAUUGCUAAGAAAACAAACAGAGUAAUCAAAACAAUGACCGAGCAAAAUAUCAUCACACCAAAAUGCGACAAACAUCCUGAGGAAGUGGCACAAGUUCUUUGUCGUCGCCAUCGUAAAUUACUCUGUGUAAGUUGUGCGCUUGAACGGGCAACCGCCUCAGAAUGUUCUAUCAUUGAAAUUCGGAAGCUGUCCACAGAACGAGAUAUUUUGUUACAAGAAAGUCUAGCUGUCAAGCAAUUAGCAGAAAAUAAGAAAGAAUUAGUGGACAGACAUGAAUCACAUAUUGAAAGCAUGAAAAGUAGUUUAGAACAACAAGUGUUAGAUGUGCAUUUCAGACUUACAAAGCGCAUUGACAGACUUAAAGAUAAUUGCCUUAAGUCUAUUGAAACAACGACUGGAGCUAUUUCAAAAAGAAAUAAACAAUUCAAACAAAAGCUUACAGCAAUUGAAAACACUGCAAUACAAAAUAUUGAUAAACUUUCGGGUAAUUCCACAAAAGAAAUUGACAAUAUAAUUUCCAGUCUGGAGGAAGUAAAAGAAGUCUUAAUAAACCAAAUUCCAAACGAAGAUUCGCGUCCAGAAGGAAAUUUCAAACCAAAUAAUUUCCUUUGCAGUUCAGUGUUAAACGAGGACACUUCUCUUGGCCAAGUAAUUAUAAAAGAUGGCGAUGGCUAUGAAACUGUCGAAGAGUUUCCAAAAGUUUACUCCGAGGAUAAAGCACAAGAGACUUUUAAUGGUAAACAUAUAGAUUCAAGCGAAACUACAAGCAAAAGUCCAUACGAAAGGCCUCCAUAUUGUGUACAAUUCUCUUCAGAUGAAGCUGGCCAAUCGCAUGACACUGAAGAGGACUAUCUUCACCCUUUUGGCUUAUCAAACGAGGAAAAGGUGUGUUGCGUAAGAAGUGAUGGCAAGAACAAAACUGAUCUUAUCCCGAGACAUAAAAGUGAAAAAGCAACUGAUGUAAAGCAAAUCUGCAAAAAUCUGCCUGAAGAGAGAAAAACAAAGUCUCUUUUUGGACGGAUUUUUUCGAACACUGAGAAACCUAAUUCACAAAAAGAGUUGGAAACUGGUGGAAUUAAAGACAAAACACAUCACGUGGACAAUUACUGCUCACUUUCAACUCGCAAAACCGAAAAUAUAUAUAAUAGAAUUGAACUUGAUUCUUCGUGUUCAAUCACAGCCGAGUUCUUUAUGAACACCACAGUAUCCAUUCCUGCCAUAAGGCCACAUUUUAAAUCUGCAUGUAAGUUCUGCAAGCUUGUUUACCUUGGAGGUAGUCUUAUAGGAAUGCUGUCAAAGGUCCAUAACUCUCUUGUCAUAAUUGGUUUAGAUGGAUUAGCACACAACAGGAGAACCAUGUUAGGUGGUUUGAUUAACAUAGCGGCUGUUGGAAAAGAUCACGUAGCUCUUUUGAUCGAAAAUGGACACCGGGUCUGUAUAGUGGAUGUAACUAGUGUUGGAUGUUCAACUGUCAAUUGCUUUUCAGUACAUAAACAUUUUCAAAACAUUACCGGAUUCGAUUUCGACACAUCUUCGUCAUCGUUUGCUCUAAGUUCGCUAAACAAACUUGCUAUUCUCGAUAAGACAGGAAAGGUGUUGAUAUCACAUUCUUAUAGCUCAUCAGCGACCGGUUCAAAUGAAAUAACAUCCGUGUAUGAUUUCAAUAAAAGAUGCCUGUAUAUAUUAAACAUUGAAAACAGAACACUGAAAUGCUUACAAUUUAACGAAAGGGACAUAAAUGUACUUUGGAAGUGUAAAUAUGAAGAUAUAAGUUUCAUACCAAGAAGUAUGUGUUUAUAUAAUGAUACUAUUUGUAUUGCCUGCAGAGAUGUCAUUAUCCAGCUGUUUGCUGAAGAUGGGUCACUUUUCAUGAAACAUGAUGCUAAAGAUCUUUUAGAAGACUGUCUUGGUGUUUGCGUCAUCGAUGACGUAAUUGUGUUCACAUCGAAUUCGAACGAUUUCGAGAAAUCAACGAAGCUUGCAUAUAGAAAGUUAUUAUAAAUCAUUUUAAUCGUCCUCUUUACCGUAUAUUGAGUAUACGGAAUGUGUACCGUGGUUUCCGACAUGAAAUAGAGUCUGGACCUUGAUGGAGUACAAUAUAAAAGUAGAAUCUCACUGUUGUCGUACGGAACUGCUUAAAUUCAAUUCAUACAUGUAUCACAUAUUGUCUUUGUUUAGUUGUAACAAAGAGAAUACAAUGUAUAUAUGUGAUUGUUUAAUUAACAUUUACAGUUCAGUUUCUAUGAGUAGUUUAUCUCUAGAUAAUAGGGAUUUUUUUUACAUAUUUUGACAUCUUUUUGGUAAUUUACGUGGAUUUUAAGUGCUAUUUGCAUUGUGUAAAUUACUUUUAUUGUUCACAAUAUUUUACUUUAAAAUACAUUAUCAGAUUUUGUCAUGAAAAUAAGAAUGAAUCUUGAGGUAUCAUAAAAUAUGAUUGUUUAGUUGUAACAAUGUGUCAUUGCUUAGUUUUUAAAGCGAUAGUUAAUGUCGUUAUUUAUUUGUAACAGUGAUAGUUUUAUGUCAUUAUUUAGUUCUAACAGUGAUAGUUUAUUUGGUUGUUUAGUUCUAACAGUGAUAGUUUAUGUGAUUUCUUAGUUCUAACAACGAUACAUAUAGUUUAUGUCAUUGUUUAUUUGUAACAUUGAUAGUUGAUGUGCAUGGUUGUUUAAUUCUAACAGGGAUAGUUUAGGGGGUUAAGCGGCUGUUUAGUUUUAACUGUGAUAGCAUAAUUUGAUAGUAUAGUUGUACAGAACACUGAAAAUUUAUGUGAUAUUUUAGUCGUAACAAAUUGCCUGGUUGUAACAAUGAGGAAAGAAAGUGAACAUGAGAAGAUAACACAUUAAUUAUACUUGCAUAAAAUGCACAUAUCUUAAUCAAAUUAGUAUAAUGUUUUAUUAGCCAAUAAAACUAUCUAAUAUGAUAACAUGUUUCAAAAUCAUGUCUUUUUAAUUCUUUGUAAUAUACAGGUAAAAGCAAGCGCUUUGUACCUUUCAAAAAUUCUGAACAAGCAUGAUAUCAAUAAUUAUUGUAUUUUGUUGUUGAUUUUUGUUUGUUUGUUCGUUUUUAUUUUGUUUUGUCGUAUAAAAAACCCAGAUGCACAUACAUUUACGUAACCAAUAUCUACUUUUUAUCCCUUUGUUAUGUUCUGAAUUGUAUCAUUUGAAAGAUAAAACUGACAGAGAAAUAAAGCGUGGUUGAAAAUACACGACCGAGUAUCAUAUCACCCUUUCAAAAUCUAAAUACAUGCAACUUGUAUUAAAAGCGGAUAUUAAAUGCGCAAAAUACACAAUAAGACAUAAUGCUCGAUCUAUCAAACAAAAGGGUGGGGAAAUACAUAG